Molecule: messenger RNA, 2569 nt
Organism: Lates calcarifer (barramundi perch)
Lineage: Eukaryota; Metazoa; Chordata; Actinopteri; Centropomidae
Product: transmembrane protein 106C-like
Source: RefSeq, a predicted model, not a curated record
AGUCUUGGAUGGGCGGCCGUACGUAGGACACCUGAAGGCAACACAACAUGAACGUAAACUUUGGUGUGACAGACGACAGGAAAUGCGCGCUGCUGUAAAUACGACAUCAUAAUGACAACGGUGACUUGUUUUGUUUAAACGGCGAGUCGAGUCGCCAUGGGGACGCGGUGGUCUCGAAGCGGCAGCAGCCUGUCGCUCCUCCCGGACAGGCAGAGCUCUGGGCGGCAGGGAGAGGACAGGGACUCCGACAAUGAGUCUUUGGAUGGACUCGGUAGACGGGAGGACAUAGCCCAGUUCCCAUACGUGGAGUUCACCGGGAGGGACAGCAUAACAUGUCCGACAUGUCAAGGCACUGGACGAAUACCCUCAGAUCAAGUGAAUGCUGUUGCACUGAUCCCAUACAGCGAUCAAAGACUACAGCCCAAGAACGUAAAACUGUAUGUGGUCUUGUCAGUAGUGCUGUGCCUCCUGGCCUCUUUGCUUGUUGCCUUCUUCCUCUUCCCUCGCUCAGUGGUUGUGGUGGAUAAUGGGAUUCGCUCUGUGAUUGUUCACUUUGACCACUCCAAUAUGAGGGUCCUGAUGAAUAUGACGAGCACAUUGAACUUCAGCAACCCAAACUUCUUCUCAGUGCUGGUUCAGAGUGUGAGCUGCCAGGUCCUUUACAUGAAGACAGUCAUUGGAACUCAGCAGCUAGACAAUGUCACCAACAUCCUGCCACUCAGUGAGCGUCAGGUAAACUACACUGUCAGCGUGGAGAUUGGUAGCAGUGCCCCCUAUGUCUACGCCUUCUGCACCAUGCGCAGCAUCAAGGUCCACAACAUUGUUGUAUUUAUGCAAACAUCAGUAAAAACCUCGUACAUGGUGCGAACAUCGCAGAACAGCCUGGAGGCCUAUCGCUACAUAGACUGCGGGUCCAACACCACAUACCAUCAGAUAUCCAAGCAACUCAGGCACCUCUCCUCCACCCACUCGUCAGCCACGUCCCACAGUGCCCCUCUGCUGUGAGUAGAACAUCCCUGGAUGACAUGGACCAUUUCUCUGCAGGAGGUGGGGGAUGAUGGUGUAAACUCUAGGGUGGAUUUUGUUCUAUCUUGCAGAUAAACCCAGUAGCAAUAUAAAUACCAAAGGGUGCUUUUCUCUUAAGGUCGCUUAAGGUUAAAAGUUACUUGUGCCACUGAAUGAUGAAGCUCUUUCCUGGAAUACACAGGUGUGCCAAGGGAAUGUUGUAAAGGGUGCUUCAUGACCUUUUUUUUUUUUUUUUGCAAGGUCAGUAUUGCUUUUAAUACCUUAUCUGUCACUUCUGGAUUUGGCUAUUCCUACUUUUGGUUUUUACUUGACUUACUGCAGCUUAUGAUUUCCUGGACUCAUCAUAUGUAAAUGGAGGCAAACUGAAUGAGUCAUUACCAGCGAGCUCUCUGUGGCCCUGUUUUGGAAACCGGGCAAAUGUCAGAGAAAGCUCUUUUCUUUGGCCAACAUUCCCAGCUGACAAUGAAGCUUUAAUUAACACUGCAUAGCUCUGUCUGUGUCUGCUGCUGCUGUAACAUCAGGUCCUUCAGCAUAGCUUGGAUUGGCACUAUUAACACUAUGUUGACCAAAGGCUGCUGACUUUUCUUUUAAAAAAGAAGGGAAGGAGCCAGUCUGCUGUUUCUAUGUUGGAUUUAAAGCAAGGGAUCAUUUAGCGACUGUUUCUGCACCUUGAAACUGGUACACAUGGUUAUCCUCACAUAUUGUUUUUGCUGUGUUAUUUAACUGCUUCUGAAGCUAAAAAUGGCAUUUACACAUUUAACAUAUCACAGAUGUUUUUAAAUGAAAUGAUUACCGUAGUUAUCUCUAAGUACCCAUCAUCUCAGCAAGUCCAAGCACACUGAUUUUAAAUUCAGGGCAUAGGUCAUAGUGUCGUAGUGAGGAAUACUGUUCUCAGACUAGGUUUAUUUUUCAGUGACGCUCAUGUAUUGAUAUGACUUAAUCUCUCAUCCUGUAAUCACUCAUUAGUAUCCUGGUUAAAAAGUUCUUAUCCAUUUACACUCCUGGAUAAGCCACUGAAAGAGGAGUUUAAGGCUGUAUUAUUUUGUACACUAGUAUCUUCUCCAUCAUUGCCUUAAUAAUCCAGACGUACAACAGUAAACAUCAUGACUGAAAGUAUGAGUGUUAAAUGUACUAACAGUGUGUCUGUUAGACUGACCUUUGGCUUGUCCUUCAUCUGUGUGUUUUGCUCAACUCCUCUGUGGCUUAUCAAGACUUCUAAUGUCUCUGCAGAGUAUUUAAGUCCAUUCAGUUUAUUAUCUCAGAGCCUGCUAGCUGAUAGUUUGACUGAAACCUCAUCAUCAUCAGAUAUUCUCAAAUGAAUUCUCUUGCAGUAUCAGCUCUGUCAUAAGAUUGAUGUGACAGUGGAAACAGAGACUGAAAGCAAUUGUGUAAUGACUUUUUUUAAAGGGACAGUUGUUUGUAAUUUAUGAAUGAACAUUUUACCAGUUUUUUAAAAACAGUGUAUAUUUUGUGCUUGUUUCUAGUUUGAAAGAAGAUAUUAAAGAAAAUUAUGACUAAAUAAAGUUAAUAAUGAUCACCAGUA